AUGUCAUCAUCACCGGCACCGGUGCAUGCCAUGGACGCCGAAUCGCAGUCGCGGAAUCUUGCCAAAGCUCCGCCUACGACGAGCUCGAAACGGGACUACAAAGGCUUUGUUGCGGGUGUGUUCUCGGGAAUUGCGAAGCUGAGUGUUGGUCAUCCGUAUGUUUCCUUUGCCCUUACGCUUGCGCUUCUCUCCUCUGGCCCGUGGGCUGUAUUCGACACGGUCAAAGUACGAUUACAAACGAGUAAAGAUGCGCAUUUUAAGGGCCCCUUGGAUUGUGUGAUGCAGACAGUUAGGAAAGAGGGUGUUGCGGGCUUAUACAAAGGCGCGACGCCGCCGUUAGUAGGGUGGAUGGUGAUGGACUCAGUUAUGCUUGGUUCCCUAACGCUAUACCGUCGACUACUUCUUGAGAACGUCUUCUCGAACCCUUCAAUACGUGCUAUGACCCCGUUCGCUAAAUAUCAGCCUGACCCUCAUGCGCUGCCGAGUUUCGGACAUGGAAUUGCGGGUAUCAUGGCUGGUACGACUGUUAGCUUUAUUGCUGCCCCGGUCGAGCAUGUCAAGGCGCGCCUUCAGAUUCAGUACGCGGCAGAUAAGUCGAAACGGUUGUACAGCGGGCCAAUAGAUUGCACGCGCAGAAUACUGAGCACACAUGGCAUCAGCGGACUCUACCGCGGCCUCUGCGCGACGAUAUUCUUCCGCUCUUUCUUCUUCUUCUGGUGGGGCUCCUACGAUGUCCUAACGCGUCUAAUGAAGGAGCGCACAUCCCUCUCGGCACCAGCAAUAAACUUCUGGGCCGGCGGUAUCUCAGCACAGAUCUUCUGGCUCACGUCGUAUCCGUCGGACGUGGUGAAGCAGCGCCUCAUGACGGAUCCGAUGGGCGGGGCGCUGGGUGAUGGGGAAAGGAAAUUCCGGUGGUGGAAGGAUGCAGCGAAGGCAGUUCAUCAGGAGAGGGGGUGGAGAGGGUACUGGAGGGGCUUUGUGCCUUGUUUCUUAAGAGCAUUCCCGGCGAAUGCGAUGGCGCUGGUUGCGUUCGAGGGGGUGAUGAGGUGGUUACCUUGA
Aspergillus mulundensis is the source of this 1059-nucleotide messenger RNA. RefSeq names its product putative mitochondrial carrier protein. The record is from RefSeq and is a predicted model, not a curated record. The transcript is spliced from 5 exons. NCBI's taxonomy places the organism in Eukaryota, Fungi, Ascomycota, Eurotiomycetes, Eurotiales, Aspergillaceae. Gene Ontology annotation, molecular function: transmembrane transporter activity. Gene Ontology annotation, biological process: transport. The coding region runs from base 1 to 1059 and encodes 352 amino acids.